AUGCUCUCUGUCCUCCUCGCUCUGCUCCACGCCGGCCUCGCUUUCGCGCUUACCUCGAGCUUGCAACAGGUGACCAACUUCGGCUCAAACCCCACCAAUGUCGGGAUGUACGUCUACAAGCCGACGACGGUCGCCAGCAAGCCGGCUGUGAUUGUGGCAAUACACUACUGCACGGGUACCGCCCAAGCGUACUUCUCUGGCACACAAUACGCACAGUAUGCCGACACGUACGGGUUCAUCGUGAUUUACCCGAGCUCUCCGUGGUCUGGCACGUGCUGGGACGUUAGCUCGAAGGCUACGCUCACCCACAAUGGCGGUGGCGACAGCAACGCUAUCGCAAACAUGGUCGCCUACGCUAUCAACACCUACGGCGCGGAUUCCAGCCGCAUAUUCGUCACCGGGUCUUCUUCGGGCGCGAUGAUGACAAAUGUCAUGGCCGCAACGUACCCCAACCUGUUCAAGGCCGCCACCGUGUACUCCGGCGUUGCUGCUGGCUGCUUCGUGUCUAGCUCUGGAGGCGUCGACGCAUGGAACUCUACCUGCGCACAAGGUCAGAGCACCGCCACGUCCGCCCAGUGGGCCAGCGUCGUUCGCAACAUGUACCCCGGCUACACCGGGUCAUACCCGGCCAUCCAGGAGUACCACGGCACCGCAGACACGACCCUACUCCCACCAAAUCUCGCUGAAGAGGUCAAAGAAUGGGCUGGCAUCUUCGGCUACAACGCUGCCGCACCCACCCAGGUCCUCCAGAACAACCCCGCAAACAGCUACACCAAGUCCAUCUACGGCCCCAACCUGCAGGGCAUCAGCGGCGCGGGCGUCGGCCACACUGUGCCCGUGAUGGUCCCCGAAGAUCUCAAGUGGUUCGGCAUCACCCCCGGCGGCGCGGGUGGCUCCAGUUCCAGCGCUUCCGGCGGUGGCGGCACGACAACCGUCAAAAGCACUACCGCAGCCUCCAGUACCACGCCCGCGCCCCCGACCGGCUCACAGGCGGCGCAUUGGGACCAAUGUGGCGGCCAAGGAUGGACAGGCGCGACGUCUUGCGUGGCGCCGUAUACCUGCACGUCGCUCAACCCAUAUUACUCGCAAUGUUUGUAA
Messenger RNA from Mycena indigotica, 1098 nucleotides. RefSeq names its product Carbohydrate esterase family 1 and carbohydrate-binding module family 1 protein. The transcript has 4 exons. Lineage: Eukaryota; Fungi; Basidiomycota; Agaricomycetes; Agaricales; Mycenaceae. Gene Ontology annotation, cellular component: extracellular region. Gene Ontology annotation, molecular function: cellulose binding; hydrolase activity. Gene Ontology annotation, biological process: carbohydrate metabolic process. The record is from RefSeq and is a predicted model, not a curated record. The coding region runs from base 1 to 1098 and encodes 365 amino acids.